GAAAUCGAGGCUGUGAUGCCCAGCUACUUCGCGGCCUGGGAUGAUGAUGAGACGCAUGUUGCAAAACAGCGUGCGGGCGAUUGGGCGCAAGUGGCGGACGGGCUCUACAAGUACUUGCAUCGCCAUCACAGCAAGUUUCGAGAGCAGCGUGAGAGCGAGCUAAGCGGACGCGAGCAGGUCAUCUUGUACUCCGAGAAGGAGGCACCGCUAGAACAUGAACUCAAAGCACACAGAAGCAUGUUGCGGGCGUACCAGUGGCACAUGAUGUCCGGCAGACGCCAGGGUGAAGCCCUGCGAGAGCUGAUGGACCCAGAGCACUCCAAGCUGCCGAUGCUGGAUACGCUGGUCACAUUUGACUGGCGCGAGAAGCUCAAACUUCCGCAUGCGCCGGAGGAGACAGGAGCCAUGUGGCACUGCCAGCAAAAGGUCAGUUUGUCUUGUUGGGGUGGCGCUGUCGUGCGCCACCACAGCUCCUCUACGCCCGCAGCACCGAGGCUUCAGACAACAAUCAUCUUCUAUGUCACGGAAGUCAUCGAGCAGUCAGCGGAGUCAAGCAACAUCAUGCUUCGUGAAGCACUUCGUGAGGCCAGUGUCCCUGUCACAGGCAAUCUUCAUCUUUGGUCCGACACAGGACCACACUUUAGGUCAGCUGAGAACCUUUACUUUUACGCCCGGGUUCUUCCGAAAGAAAGAAACCAAAAUGUGUUCAUCCGGUGGCUCGGAGAGCAGCACGGCAAGGGCGUUCUGGAUCAGCAGUUUGGGCUGGCGGGGACGCACAAGCACGGAUGGAUCGGGCAAUUCGCUCGAGAGGGCCCAAUCUAUUCCAUUGACGACAUGUGCAAGGCCCUACAACAAGGUGCAGAUCGACAGAUGAAGAAGUAUCCCGACGGCCCGCGCUACAUUGUUCGUAAGAUCGAGUAUCCCACGAACAAAGCCACCUUGCGACAUUUCUUGUAUGCCGACUCCUUGAAGAUAUCGCGCACAUACGCUUUGGAAGCAGAGCCCUACCAAGGCCAGGCCAGGGUACAGCCAGCGCUGUGGAACAGGGUCUUCGCGGCCUUCUUCGAGGGUGCUGCAGAGUGGCUGCAGGCCCCGCCUGAUCCUCACAAAGAUCAUCAUUUGAAGAGGGUCUUUGAGCAGCAGAAGGGGGUUCCGCCACCGAGAGCCUUGCUCCCAGAACCCACCUUCGAUGAGAAGCUGCAGAAGCAGGACAGGCGGCGAGAAAGGGCCAGAAAGCGUCUGCAUGCGCGUGUGGAGCACUUGCGCAAACUGCGCGACGGGGUCGAGACUGCUGGGUCUGCUGAAAGCGCCAGUGGGUCCAGCACCAGCAGCAGUGACAGCAGCAGCGACAGCAGCGGCGAGUGA
Symbiodinium sp. CCMP2456 is the source of this 1365-nucleotide messenger RNA. The record is from the annotation of a GenBank genome assembly. NCBI's taxonomy places the organism in Eukaryota, Dinophyceae, Suessiales, Symbiodiniaceae.